Molecule: messenger RNA, 303 nt
Organism: Pedinophyceae sp. YPF-701
Lineage: Eukaryota; Viridiplantae; Chlorophyta; Pedinophyceae
Source: the annotation of a GenBank genome assembly
AUGGCCAUGAUUGCUGCUCGCGCGUCUCUCCCUGUGGCGAAGCCCACCGUGGCCGCCCGCAACACCCGCUCGGCCCGCCGCGCCGUCGUGGUCAAGGCCUCUGCGGAGAAGAAGGUCGAGAAGGUGGCCGCGGCCGUGAUUGCCUCGACCGGCGCGGUGAUGGCGAACCCCCUGGUCGCGGAGGCCGCCGUGACGCCGUCGCUGAAGAACCUGCUCAACUCGGUGGUCGCGGGCGGCGUGGUGCUGAUUGCCAUCGCCGGCGCUGUCACCGCGGUGUCGUCGUUCGACCAGCUCGACCGCUAA